Ahaetulla prasina is the source of this 4416-nucleotide messenger RNA. RefSeq names its product pyruvate dehydrogenase kinase 1 (gene PDK1). Gene Ontology annotation, cellular component: mitochondrion. NCBI's taxonomy places the organism in Eukaryota, Metazoa, Chordata, Lepidosauria, Squamata, Colubridae. Gene Ontology annotation, biological process: regulation of glucose metabolic process; protein phosphorylation. Gene Ontology annotation, molecular function: pyruvate dehydrogenase (acetyl-transferring) kinase activity. The transcript has 11 exons. The coding region runs from base 258 to 1493 and encodes 411 amino acids. The record is from RefSeq and is a predicted model, not a curated record.
UCUCCGCCCGCCUCCUCCUGCCCCUACGGAGGAGGGCAAGAAAUAGCCCGGGCCCUGGCCCUGGCCCGUGCUGGAGCUGCCGUUUUAUCCCUUCGGACCUGCCUUCCCCUGGCCGGGAAAGGGGCCCGAGGGAGCCGGCCGUCCUAUUCUGACAGAGGCUGCAAGGAAGGAGGUGGAAGCCCAGCCGCGCUCUCUUCUCGUCGUCCCGCUGCUUUGCCCGGCGCCCCUCCGGGUCUGCCGCCGCCGCCGUUGCCGCCAUGAGAUUGUUGCGGGCGCUGCUGAGGAGCGUCUCCCCGCUGAACACCAUCCCUCAGCAGGUGGAUUUCUACUGCCGCUUCUCCCCGUCCCCGCUUUCCAUGAAGCAGUUCCUGGAUUUCGGAUCUGACAAUGCUUGUGAGAAAACCUCUUUUAUGUUUCUGCGACAAGAGUUGCCUGUAAGAUUGGCAAACAUAAUGAAAGAAAUAAGUCUGCUUCCAGACAACCUUCUUAAAACACCUUCAGUUCAGCUUGUUCAGAGUUGGUAUGUGCAAAGUCUGCAGGAGAUCCUUGAUUUUAAAGACAAAAAUGCUGAUGAUACAGAAGCUGUUUCUCGUUUUAAAGAUACUGUGAUAACAAUCCGAAACCGUCACAAUGAUGUCAUUCCAACCAUGGCUCAAGGUGUGAUCGAGUACAAGGACAACUAUGGGGUUGACCCAGUGACUAGUCAGAAUGUGCAGUAUUUUUUAGACCGCUUCUUCAUGAGUCGGAUUUCAAUCCGAAUGUUGCUUAAUCAGCAUACUUUGUUGUUUGGAGGAAACGUUGAAGUUAAUCCAGCACAUCCCAAACACAUUGGAAGUAUUGACCCUAAAUGCAAUGUUGUUGAAGUUAUAAAAGAUGGUUAUGAAAAUGCGAAGAGCCUCUGUGACUUAUAUUACAUGAAUUCUCCAGAACUUAUUCUUGAAGAGAAGAAUGUAAAAUCACCAGGGCAGCCUAUGCAAGUGGUCUAUGUGCCAUCACAUCUCUACUAUAUGGUUUUCGAACUUUUCAAGAAUGCAAUGAGGGCUACCAUGGAACAUCAUGCAGAACGGGGAAUUUACCCUCCAGUUCAUGUCCAAGUCGGGUUGGGCGCUGAAGAUUUAACUGUGAAGAUGUGCGACCGUGGUGGUGGUGUUCCUUUGAGGAAAAUAGACCGACUGUUUAACUAUAUGUAUUCAACUGCACCGCGUCCCCAUGUGGAGACAUCACGAGCAACCCCUCUGGCUGGAUUUGGUUAUGGUUUACCUAUAUCUCGCCUGUAUGCUCAGUACUUCCAAGGAGAUCUGAAGCUCUAUUCUCUAGAGGGAUAUGGCACAGAUGCUGUUGUCUUUAUAAAGGCUUUAUCAACUGAGUCGGUUGAAAAAUUGCCCGUGUAUAACAAAUCGGCUUGGAAACAUUAUACAGCCAAUCACGUAGCAGAUGACUGGUGUGUCCCAAGUAGCGAACCAAAGGACAUGACAACAUUCCGCAGCACAUAGCAGCUGGAGGCCAGGCGUGCUGAGUCAAAGAGGGUCCUGUCACCUAUGGUCAGCUUACUUAUUAGCACCACUAUCACAUGUUUAACGGGGAAGGAUGCCUCUCCAUAUCCAAACUGGAGUCUGAAAACCAUAUCAUUGCCUAGAGUUUUCCACAGUGUUCAUUUCUAACAAGUGGUGUUUUUCCUUCUUUGCAUCUUUAAAUUACUUCAGCAAAUGCACCUUAGAUUACUUGAGCAAAGUCUAGAGGAUAAAAGACCCGAACAGUGUGUCCAAAUGUUGUUCUGCUUCACUACCGGUCAUUCCAGUGAACAAUUCAUGGGAUGGAUUAUUUACUUUGUACACCUUCUCUGGGAUCAGUUGCACUAGCGCAGCUUUUUGUUCUCAAGGACUUCAGAAGGGUUUUACAAUGUGAGAGAAACAAUGUGAGCUUAUCUCGUUUGUUCAUUUUUUUGUAUUAUCCGGAAUUGAUUAAUUGGUUGCUGUCAGCGUAAACAACUCUUUAGCUUUAUAUUUAUAGGUAUAUAUUUACAGCUAGAUGUAGAAGUGCUUGAGCCUCGUUCAUUUUGUUUUGAAAAUUGAACUAUUUUAAAUCUUUGUCACUGAAAUAAAUGAUACUUCAAAGGACUUAAAGCACUUGGCUUGUCCAGGUGUAGUGUUUUCCCAACAGGGGAGAGCAAAGCAGAUCUUUUAAGGAUGCAGGACCACCCGCAUCCUUAAAGGGGUCCAGCCUCUGAGUUACUACCAAGUUAAGUAGGCAAAAGAUUGUGGUCUUUAUUUUUCCUCUGGGAUAUUAAUGGAAUUUAAAAAGGUAUAACUUGGGUUGAAUUUUUCAUUCACGUUCAGGGAAGUUAGCAAUGUUGAUAAAACCCUUCCUAAUCGAAUACCACUUAUACACAAGUUUUGCCAAAUACAGUUGGUCUCACAGAGUUUGAUCACAGUAUGCGAGGUAAGGGUUGCCAUAUGAUUGCAAUGAAUUAGUUUCUUUUCACAUUUAUUCUAAUAUUUCCAUAGAACAGUGAGAUAUGCUUGCUUUCUAAGAAAACAUAAAUUGGAACAUUAUACUGUGUCAUUUUAUUUAUAUUGCUUUAUGGCAUAUUUUAAUGAUUCCAGUUAUGUUUUCCCUUUCUGCAAGGCAGGUUUGACAAAUGACCUAGGUGUUAAAAACAAAUUUCAUUCCAUUGAAAUCAGUUGAAUACUGAUAUCACUGCUAAUCCUUUACUAUUGUAGUUACUUAAAGUGGUAGGUCUACUCAAAAAUAAAACCCCAUUGCAUGAGUAAAGGGUAUAGCUUGAAACCGCAGACUUACGUACAUGACAUCAUAAGUCCUACUGAACAUUACUAGACUUAGUGGAAUACAAAGAAGAAGAUUGGCUCAACUCCCUCAGCUGAUACUUGGGAAAGCAUCAUACACAGCCUGAGUGAUUUGAAGCCCCUCACCAGUGCAAAUUGGAUUUGGGACCUAUUUCCCAUUUUCAUCUCAAGUCAUUUUUGUCUGACCAACUGAGAUGAAAGUUUCAGAAGACCAUAUAAGGAGAUUAUAUGUAAUGAAUUCCAGACCGAUCAGAACAGAAUGGGUUGUGUACAAAAUGAAACAACAUACUUUGAAAUCAAAACAAAACCAGCCCCAUUUGCCUGGUACAGCUUUGGGGUUUCUCUCAUUAGAGAGGCUGUUGUUGAGCAAUAGUUCGUAGUCAUUGUACCACUCCACUUAGGAGAUAAUAUCCUCUAUUCCAUCGGGAAUCUUGAAGUAAUAAUAUAUUGUACUUACAAAAAAUAAUUAUUGGUCAGAAGAUGAAAUACAACUUCUGUCCCAGCAAAAUGAGCCCUGGAUUGUGAAAAAAUAUUACAGAGAGCUAAUAAGAGUGCAAAGCAGUUUCAGUCACUAGAUAGAGACAUAAAAUAAUCUUCCUGAAAGUAAAACCAUUUACCCAAUACUAAAAUUAGUAAAUUUCCUUCCAUUGUGCUUCAUUGUGUUCCAGUAUGAUUUCAACUCUCAAGCUUUUUUAUUUUUGAAAUGCACCUUUUUAUAUCCCUCAUUUUUUCCCCUAUACUCCCCAGUUACUCAGACAGACUGACCCCAGAUGAUACUCAGUUAUCCUCAUCUGCAGUUGUGAUAGAGCAUUUCAAAUAUCUGAUGGAACAAAACUUAACCUACUGUGAAUCUUAUUCCUAUAGGGAACAAUGGCAGUUCGAAUUAGCUUCCUUGUUUUGUCUUAGAACCACCAAAGAAAAGGUGGUGGCAGUCCAUCCUGAGUGCUUCUAAAAAGUAGAGAAAAUAGCCAUGUUUAAAAUGUUUUUUAAAACCUGUAACCUAUAAUGAAAAUGGAUCGUUCAGCAUAGCCAUAGAACAGAGUCCAAUGAGGAAGCACCACCAGUGGUCUCAGGUCAGCCAUUCAUGGAAGAAAGGCAAUAAAAUGACAAACUGCUCCAUAACAAGGGAUUUUUAAAAUUCAUCAUGCUUACCUAUCGUCCUUAUGUCCAAAAUCAAUCUCAUUUAUCGACUUGCCCAUAAACCAACCUCCUUUGCACUGGUUCGCUCCAGCUCAAAUAGCUCUGGACAAUAGCAGUGAUAGAUCCUGUGUCCCUUGCUCUAUGAACUACUGCCUUAAUUUAUAAGCGCCAUGUUUGGGGAAUGAAAGAUAAGGUAAAUCAAAGGUGUCAGAAGACUCGUUUGGGAAAUAGGCCUUUUUGUUCCAUGUUUAGUAAACUUGAAAAAGCUGCUUUGAGUGCAAAGCAUUUUAAAUGUCUCAGUGCAAGUGUUUUUAUGAAACGCUACAUUCUACUUUUAUUUUUAUUUUUUUAAAUGGAAAUUGCUGAUCAUGUCUAGGCUACCUGGUGAAAUUUCUUGGAAAAAAGGUUCUGAGCAGCCCUGUUAAAUUCAUUAUGAAAAGGUUUGGACGGUUUUGUGGAUAAAUAGGGUUUC